Molecule: messenger RNA, 855 nt
Organism: Candidozyma haemuli
Lineage: Eukaryota; Fungi; Ascomycota; Pichiomycetes; Serinales; Metschnikowiaceae
Exons: 1
Coding region: 1-855 (284 amino acids)
Cellular component (GO): nucleus
Molecular function (GO): nucleic acid binding
Source: RefSeq, a predicted model, not a curated record
AUGCUGGAGAUUGGUAGAAAUAUAAAAGAACGGACGUCCUACAACAAGUUCCGUUCCCAGCAAAGGGAUAGAGAUAAUGUGGCACGCAGAGGGUACACUAACUGGUUAUACGAUGAGAGAGACCUAGCAGAUCGUGAUUGCUUCUUUGAUGACGCUAGUAAAGUGUGUAACACCGAAAAACCACUCAUUUGCAUCGACGUGGAGGCCCACGAACGCGACCAUAGUAAGAUCACAGAGGUUGGUGUGGCUAUCUAUACGCCAGCUGAACUGAGAGGCAGCAUAGUGCCAUAUAUUAGACUGGUACAUAUGAUUAUUGCAGAAAACCAGCACUUGCGGAACAAAUCGUAUGUUCCUGAUCAUAUGUACAACUAUAAUGGCGGCAAGAGCUUGUUGAUGACCUUAGAUGAAGCUGCUGAAGCCAUCCAAAGGAGCAUUAAUCAGCUCAGUGGUGAUGACAUAGGCCAAGGCAUAUGUAUUGUGGGACACGGAAUGGAACACGAUUUGGAAUGGCUAGACCAAAUGGGGGUUGAGAUCGGUAUCGCUGACAAGUUUGAUACCCAGGACUUCCUUCACUUGACUCACCAAGGUCGCUAUUCCAGUUUGGAGUUCGCUUUACGACUUGUUCGUCAGCCAUAUGCGUUUUUGCAUAAUGCCGGUAACGAUGCUUACUAUACGUUGCUUUUAGCACUUUGCUUGGGAGAUCCGCUUUACAGAAUUCCUGCCCAAAUCGAUUCUGUUGAAAGGAUGGGAAUGUUCAGAUGUCGCCAGAAGAGCGGGGUUGGCCCCAAUGCCAGCCUACUGGUAAAUGGCAGCUUGCAAAGGUAUCAAAAGUACCUCAACAACCAGCCAAUUUAG